Arabis nemorensis is the source of this 1707-nucleotide messenger RNA. NCBI's taxonomy places the organism in Eukaryota, Viridiplantae, Streptophyta, Magnoliopsida, Brassicales, Brassicaceae. The record is from the annotation of a GenBank genome assembly.
AUGGGUUCCGGCACCGGUGCUAAGGAAGCCGCCGGAUCCAAGCAAACGGCGAUGAGAAGAUCUGGCGGAGUGGCUUCUACUUGGGAGAGAAACUACAGGCGGGUUUUACUCUCUCACCUCCGCCGGUCGCGCCACACUUGUUCCUCCCUCUCUCCUCACCAUGUCUCCGCUCCGGAACGGCCCUCGAUCCCGCUCGGCCUUUUCCAAUCCCAAUCGUUUUCCACUCCCACGGACCUCGAAUCGGAGCUCACUCGACUCAGAGACGAUUCGAUCGCUGGUGGUCAUGGAUUAGGGUUUCAAGAUUUUGGACAAGAAAUGAUCGGAGCUGGCGCGACGAACCAUGACCUGUUGACCCGACAUGUAAUCUCGUUGCUUGAUUCAUAUCAUGACCUCACUGGAUUGCCAUGGUGGGUCGUUAUUGCUUCGUCUACUGUGGCUUUUAGAAUGUCACUGCUUCCUGUACUCAUUUUGCAGCGCAAGCAAACUAAAAGGAUUUCACACUUCUUACCUCAGUUACCGCCUUUCUGGCCACCAAAGGGUUCAGGAAGGAAUCUUGUUGAGCAAUUCAAGCUGUUCCGGAAAGAAAGAAAAGCUCUCGGAUGCCCUUCAUUUUUGUGGAUUCCUUCUUAUUUCGCCAUCCAGAUUUCAUGUUUUUUCUUGUGGAUCAGUAGCAUUAGAAGAAUGUCACUUGAUCAUCAUCCUGGAUUUGAUACUGGUGGAGCUUUAUGGUUCCAGAAUUUGACUGAAAUUCCCAACGGUCUUUUUGGUCCACUUUAUCCCUUUUUAAUAGCUGGUUUGCAUUACACAAACACACAGAUAGCUUUUUCAGCAUCCUCAGUUCACAAAUUUGAUAAAUUCGAGGAAUUGACGAAAACGUACAAGAUAUUUUUUAAUUUUUUGACAUUUGCUCUUUAUUUCCUUGCAUUCCAAAUGCCUCAGGGAAGUCUGCUCUACUGGUCUACCAAUUUGUCAUUCAGCAUAGCUCAGCAAUUAGUCCUCAAGCAUCCUGUUGUAAGUGCGAAGUUGGGCCUACAAGGAAAUGACACUGUCCAGAAAGAGGCUGGAAAUCCUAUAUUAACAAAUAUAAAUGAAGCGAAACUCACUGAUCCAUCUUUGAAAGGACCCUUGAUCUCGGGGCAUAACUUAACCCCUAAGGAGUUAGUUGGUCUUUCUGCGAAAUACUUAUCUGGAGGGCACAAGGAAAAAUCAAUUCCGCUAUUAAGAUUGGCAUUAGAAAAGGAUCCUGAAUAUCUUCAAGCUAUGGUUAUUCUUGGCCAGGCUUUAUAUCAGAAAGAACAGUUUGCUGAAGCUGCAAAAUACCUGGAGCAAGCUGCUUCAAAGCUUAUUGAUGCCUGUCCAACAGAAGUUGAAGAAGUCGAUCUUUUAAUUGUUGCAUCCCAAUGGGCAGGUGUCUCCAAUAUCCGCCAGGGGAAGACAUCAGAGGGAAUCAUACACCUUGAAAGAGUAGCAAACAUGGAAGAGCCCGAUGAUCCCAAGAGCAAAGCUCAUUACUUAGACGCAUUGGUACUCUACUCAAGUGCUAUAUUCAACGAAGGAAGGAGAGAGGAAGCAGCAAAGCACUUGAGAAGAGUGGUGGCCUAUGAUCCAUCGUUCAAGGAAUUAUUGAAACAAUGCGAAGAAGACGAUUCCAUUCCCGUUACCACCUCCACUUCUUCUUCUGCCAAUUCCACCCACAAAACUUCAUAA